CACCACACCGCCCACGAGGCUGUGCUGCAGACGUUUUUGGGCAUGAUCAUUCACUACAUGCAAAUGUUCGUGCUUUUGGUGGUGGUCCUGUUGAUGGCCUUCUGGCUCUGUGUCACGGCGAGCCUUGUGACGCAGCUCAAUGACCCCUUUUUGCCCAGGUGACAUGACCGCCGAGGAGCUCUUCAACAUGUUCUUCGGGGGCGGAUAUCCUGGGGGCAACGUGUACGUGCGCCGGGGAGGGCGAUGGGAGCGUGCUGGCCAUGGAGGGGGUGGCCCAAGGUACCACGGCCAGCAGGGGCACCACCACCAGGCAGCCCACUCGGAGCAGUCAAACCUAUCGGUGUUUCUGCAACUGAUGCCCCUCUUGCUCAUCCUGCUGCUGUCCUUGGCCUCGUCUCUGCUGUCAUCCGACCCCACCUACUCCCUCUCGCCCACCAGGUUAAUUGUCUUUGUUAUGAUGUACAAAUACUUCUUACAAGCAGAAGUCCACAUAGGUGUACCUGGGUGCUCAAAUGUGACGUACUUCUCAGGUGCUGAGCGAGUUUAUCAAGACAUGUCCAGCGUAGCACCUCAAACCUUGGUGUCCUACUAUGUGAAGCCUGACUUUUCAACCGACUACCAAGGGAGCAUUAGGCGGUUAGAGCAGCAUGUAGAGGAGGACUAUGUGUCUACUUCGAAAUGCUGCUUUAAAGAGAAGAAUUAUAAACACCUACAGAACCUUUCACCUCAACCGGUCUCCCAACAUCUAUCGUACUUCCGGUCUCCAACACUCGCCUCGCUCACCGUGCAGGAGGAAGCUCAACAACGAAGCUUCCGGCUCCACCAAGAUCAGCUGACGGGAUGCCAAGGAGACGCUGGUGAGGCUGGGUUGGGGAAUUUCUCGGUCUAUUGGAUGUGA
Penaeus vannamei (Pacific white shrimp) is the source of this 898-nucleotide messenger RNA. The record is from RefSeq and is a predicted model, not a curated record. NCBI's taxonomy places the organism in Eukaryota, Metazoa, Arthropoda, Malacostraca, Decapoda, Penaeidae.